This is a messenger RNA of Adineta ricciae, 1125 nucleotides long. Lineage: Eukaryota; Metazoa; Rotifera; Eurotatoria; Adinetida; Adinetidae. The record is from the annotation of a GenBank genome assembly.
AUGUCUCUAUUAAGAUUAAAUUUGUUACGUUCCUUUCAACCGACGUUUAUUCGUACAGCUAAAACAAGUGAUAUACCCGCUGAUGAUGACGUUCCAGUUGAAUCAUCGGAAACAACAGGUCGCGAACGAUCACUAAAUCGCAUCCAACUCAUUGGUCGCGUCGGUGCUGAUCCAAAGAUAGGUGGAACUCAACGACACAAAGUGGUUACAUUCAAUGUUGCUACGAAUGAAUAUGCAGGAACGGAUGCUCAGAAUGGUGAAGUCAAGCAACGAGUUGAUUGGCAUCGUAUUGCUGUUUUUCAACCACGUUUAUUGGAUAAUGCUGAGAAAUACAUUCGUCAAGGUGAUCGAUUGUACGUUCAAGGUCGCUUGCAUCAUAAUAUGAUUAAAGAUAAGAAGACUGGUCAAGACCAAAUCGACACGACUAUUCCAAUACAUCGGCGAGCACAAAAUGUCUCAGUCGAUUAUAUCGAUCGCCCGUACACGCUGCAAAUUCAAGAAGGGCAAUCAUCACUGAAAGAUGGAGUUUCAAUGCGACUAUAUACGAAUGUUUCGUGUCAAUUGCGGGCCUUUUGGUUUGUGAAUAUUCAAGAUUUCUAUGGAGAAAUCGAUUCCGCAGAGUUUCGAAUGGCUCUGCAUGAAAAUCGGUUUUUGAAAGAGCAUUGUGUCCAUCAGCAAACUCUGAAUUUCGAAACGCCAGGCGAUUAUGUUCAACGAAUCGAAUUCUCUGAUGCAGAAAACUAUCUAAUGAGAAACAAUCAAAUACGUCGCCAAUAUCCACUUAUUCUCGUUGUUCACAGUCUCAUCGAUGGCAAUUCAAGUAAUUUCUUCCAAUUGCCGAUUCAAAUUUCAACAUUACAUGUCAAAUCCUCUAUACCAAACGAUCCUCCUACCAAGCUAUUAGCCCAAAUCUCUAAGCUCGCCAAUGGACAAUCACUAAUUCUACAAGAUAUUUACAAACCAGGUGCAUUUACCUCCGAGGAUGCAUGUGCUAUAUGUCUAACAGAACGUGUUAGUUACGUUUUAUUACCUUGCAAACACGCCUGUCUGUGCGAAACCUGUUUUCAUCUGACUGAAAAGUGUCCGAUAUGUAAUAAUCGCGUUGUAUCUUAUUUUCGAAUAUAA